Molecule: messenger RNA, 1530 nt
Organism: Kogia breviceps (pygmy sperm whale)
Lineage: Eukaryota; Metazoa; Chordata; Mammalia; Artiodactyla; Physeteridae
Source: RefSeq, a predicted model, not a curated record
AUGGGAGCACGAAGCAGUCGGAUGCCAUGGCACUCGGGGGAGCGUGGCCCAGAGGAGCCAGGUGCCACUGGGGAGGAGGAGGAGGCUGAGGAGGCAGUAGUGGCAGAAAGAGAGGAAGGGAAGGAGAGCAAAGAGGCCAGACCCGCCAACAGUCAGGGGAGCCACAAGCGGAAGACAGGCCCCGGUGGGCCGCUCAGAAAAGUGUCCCGCCGGAAACAUGCUAAAGAUAGUUCAGGGUCCGUUUAUGAGGCACUCUUCCUGAGAGGAGAAGAGAGUGACGUGCGGAUCCGCGCACUGGGGGAGGAGUGGAACUUGCAUAGAGCCUACUUGUGCCAGUCAGGGUAUUUUGCUAGCAUGUUUAGUGGUGCUUGGCGAGAGACAACCAUGGAUACUAUAGAGUUGCAGAUGCCUGAUGAGAACAUUGAUCGUGAGGCACUGCACGAGGCUUUAGGUUCCCUGUACCGCGACUCCGUGCUCAUCCCAGCCGGUCGGGUCGUCGCCAUCCUGGCCACAGCCAGCAUGCUGCAGCUGGACGAACUGAUUCAGCAAUGCGGGGAGGUCAUGAAAGAGACUGUCACUGCCCAGACCGUGUGCAGCUACUACUACUCUGCUGAAAGCUACGGACUCCAGAACAUCAGGAGUAGGUGUCUUCAGUGGCUGCUGGACAACAUGAUGACCCAGCGUAGUGACGAGCUAUUGCGAGAAGUCAGCCUGGAUCUCAUGAAAGAGGUCAUUGCCUCUUCAGAUCUCUUGGUGAUGGAGGUGGAGAUGGACGUGUACACCAUGCUGAAAAAGUGGAUGUUCUUAAAGCUGCAGCCGACACGGAGUGGCCCGCGCACUGCCCUCUUGUCUGACACCAACUCGUGGUUUGCCAGGAGGGAGUCGGAGGGCACCCCUUUCCUGGAGACCGAGCAGGGCAGAGCCUUCGUGCCGGUGUUCCAGCAGCUGCGGCUUGCCUACAUAAUCUGGGACCUGACGUCAGCACGCGUCAUCCAUCAGGAUGCACUGAUCCCUGCCACUUGGCUGACUCCAGUGUACAAAGAGCAUUGGCUUGCCCCCCUCCGGGCUAAGCAGACCAGAAAACUCUGGCCCAUGGACAUCUACGUGUCCGACCCCCACGGGAACAGCAUGCGGUGCGGGGGCCAGCUCCACAGGGACAAGCAGUGCAGCUGGCGCUGGGAAGGCUUCAACUUCACCUGGGACUUGGUUGUGUAUUAUGCCAACCAGCACAUCAUUUUACGGUGCAGCACACUGAACGAGUCCUGUAGCCUCGGGGUCAGCUUACACUGGCAGAGAAAGGUCACGUUCCGCCUACGUCUGUGCUCCUUGGAAAGGGCUGGGAGGGCCGUUUUCAGGAAGGACACAGGAUACCAGAUGCUUUCCCUGAGAAAGGAUCAAGAGCUAGAGGUAGUGAACCUGGAAAACCAAGACGUGCUUUUCCCCAUAUAUGUGUCUUGUAACUUCCUUUUUCUCCACCAAGAGGGGCUUUGCCCAAAGGCAGGACGCCUGCAAAAAAGCUUAGAGAACUGA